This is a messenger RNA of Eublepharis macularius, 3241 nucleotides long. It is a transcript of the gene NTRK2, whose product is annotated as neurotrophic receptor tyrosine kinase 2. Gene Ontology annotation, molecular function: brain-derived neurotrophic factor binding; brain-derived neurotrophic factor receptor activity; ATP binding. Gene Ontology annotation, biological process: protein phosphorylation; regulation of phosphatidylinositol 3-kinase/protein kinase B signal transduction; cellular response to brain-derived neurotrophic factor stimulus. Gene Ontology annotation, cellular component: signaling receptor complex; axon; plasma membrane. NCBI's taxonomy places the organism in Eukaryota, Metazoa, Chordata, Lepidosauria, Squamata, Eublepharidae. Bases 1 to 2625 code for a protein of 874 amino acids. The transcript is spliced from 19 exons. The record is from RefSeq and is a predicted model, not a curated record.
AUGGGGGCCUGGCCGAGGACGCGGUGGUGGCGGCCGCUGCAGGGCCCCCCUCGGCCGGCGGCCUCCGGGACCCGCUUCUGGAGCGUCUGCUGGCUGGUGCUGGGCGCCUGGCGGGGGCUGCUGGCCUCGGCCUGCCCCACCGCGUGCACGUGCAGCCCCGAGCGGAUCUGGUGCAGCGACCCUGCCGUGCCCCUCGGGUCCUUCCCGGUGCUCGGCAAGAGGAGCGAGCGGGAGAAAGUCACCGACAUUUAUAUUGCAAAUCAGCGGAAGCUAGAAAGCAUCAAUGAUCAAGAUGUUGGCCCUUAUGUAGGAUUGAAAAAUCUGACUGUGGUGGAUUCAGGUUUGAAGUUUGUCUCACGUCAUGCUUUCCUGAAAAAUACCAACUUGCAGUAUAUAAACUUCUCAAGAAACAAGCUCUCAAGUUUGUCUAGAAAACCUUUCCGUCACCUGAAUUUGACUGAUCUGAUUUUGGAAGGAAAUCCAUUCAAGUGUUCCUGUGACAUUAUGUGGAUCAAAAUAUUCCAAGAGACCAAGAUACCAAAAACAGAAAUCCGAGAUUUUUACUGUGUGAAUGACUACAACCAGAGGGUGUCUCUGAUGGAGAAGCCAGUCCCAAACUGUGGUAAGCCUUCAGUCAGGCUGAGCACACACAACUUCACUGUUGUUGAAGGAAGAAGUGUCACAUUGUAUUGCGAUGCUACAGGAACUCCAUCACCAGUUAUAUCUUGGAUUUUCAAUAACCUUAUUUCAAAACAUGAGAUUGAUACAAAUAAGAACCCAGCUUCUCUUACCAUAAAGAAUGUCUCAUCCAAUGACAGUGGAGCGCUGAUUUCUUGUGUAGCAGAAAAUAAUGUGGGCGAAGACCAAAUUUCUGUUGAUCUCACAGUGUUCUUUGCACCAAAUAUCACAUUUCUUGAAUUGCCAUAUCCAGACCACCACUGGUGUAUUCCAUUCAGUGUUCGAGGGAACCCACAACCUACUCUAACAUGGUUGCACGAUGGAGUAAAACUGAAUGAAUCGGACUAUAUCUGGACUAAAAUACAUGUUAUCAAUCAGACUGAAUACCAUGGCUGCCUUCAGUUGGAUAACCCUACUCAUGUGAACAAUGGAGAUUAUACCUUGGUGGCACAGAAUCAAUAUGGAAAAGAUGAAGCAAGCAUUUCUGCUCAUUUUAUGGAAGAUCCUGGAGAGCAGAACUUGGUGGACUUCUGGUUCCCAGGCACAGAUGUGACAGACUUUACAGGUAGUCCAUUCUAUGACCAUAUCGGUUAUAUGGGACCUGAGGAUUACGGGACCACGACCAAUGACUUUGAGGACACUACAAAUAAUAGUAAUUCAGUUACUUCUACGGGUGUUUCCAACAAAGACAAUGAAGAUAGCAUCACUGUUUAUGUUGUAGUGGGGACUGCCGCAUUAGUGUGCACUGGCUUAGUCAUUAUGCUCAUUAUUCUCAAAUUUGGAAGACAUUCAAAGUUUGGAAUGAAAGUUCAAUUAAAACAAGGUGGUCUGGUAGAUCAAAUGUGGCUGUCAUUGCAAGACUGCGAUAAUGAAGGUCCUUCUUCAGUUAUCAGCAAUGACGACGAUUCAGCAAGUCCUCUCCAUCACAUCUCUAAUGGGAGUAACACUCCAUCUUCUUCUGAGGGUGGUCCAGAUGCAGUAAUUAUUGGAAUGACGAAGAUUCCGGUAAUUGAAAAUCCUCAGUAUUUUGGAAUCACAAACAGUCAACUCAAGCCUGACACAUUUGUCCAGCACAUCAAGAGACACAAUAUUGUUCUAAAAAGAGAACUAGGAGAAGGAGCUUUUGGUAAAGUCUUCUUGGCUGAGUGUUAUAACCUGUGUUCUGAGCAGGAUAAAAUCUUGGUUGCAGUGAAGACACUAAAAGACGCUAGCGACAAUGCCCGCAAAGAUUUCCAUCGAGAGGCAGAACUGCUGACCAAUUUACAGCAUGAGCACAUUGUGAAGUUCUAUGGGGUGUGUGUGGAGGGGGAUCCUCUCAUCAUGGUCUUCGAAUACAUGAAGCACGGAGACCUCAACAAAUUCCUCAGGGCACAUGGACCUGAUGCAGUUCUGAUGGCUGAAGGUAAUCGUCUAGCUGAGCUGACCCAGUCACAGAUGUUGCAUAUUGCCCAGCAAAUCGCAGCUGGUAUGGUUUACUUGGCAUCACAGCACUUUGUGCACCGUGACCUCGCCACUCGGAAUUGUCUAGUUGGUGAAAACUUGUUGGUGAAAAUUGGAGAUUUUGGAAUGUCAAGAGAUGUAUACAGCACAGAUUAUUACAGGGUUGGUGGACAUACCAUGUUACCCAUUCGUUGGAUGCCUCCUGAAAGUAUCAUGUACAGAAAAUUCACCACUGAAAGUGAUGUCUGGAGCCUUGGAGUCGUUUUAUGGGAAAUCUUUACAUACGGCAAACAGCCAUGGUAUCAGCUCUCAAACAAUGAGGUAAUCGAGUGCAUCACUCAAGGCCGGGUCCUGCAGCGACCUCGUACAUGCCCAAAGGAAGUGUAUGAUCUGAUGCUAGGUUGCUGGCAGCGGGAGCCUCAUAUGAGGCUUAACAUCAAAGAAAUCCACUCCCUCCUUCAGAACUUGGCCAAGGCCUCUCCAGUCUAUCUGGAUAUUCUAGGCUAGCAACUCCCAGCACUUCCUCUUAUGGAGUGUAUGAACGAAUGUGUUCAAUCGCCACUAAACUCCAUUAAAAUGUGUUCUUACCUCUGACAGUAUUAAAGACAAGGAAAUGGAGACACUUUCAAAGGGCAAGCUGUGUGCAUUUCUCCCUGUGUAGACACAGUAUUAACAUUACUGAAAUGUAUCUCUAAUGUCCCUCAUACUUUCUGUUUCUCUAUUUUUUCCUCAAUUUAUAUUCAAUCUGGCUUCUGCAUUAUUACAACUCUGCAUAGACAAAGGCCUUAAAAACCUGAUCUAUUAUAUCAAGACACUCAGUUUUGCCCAUCACAAAUAACAAUGCCUUGUAUUCAUGCCUUUGAUCUGGAUAAAAAAGGGAAAAAUUGACUUUGUGACUUAUGUACGGAUAUCCGGAGCUUCUAUGGAUUCACCUCUACUUCAUUUGCUUUGGCAUCUGGGUGGAAAGCAGAAGACUGGCAUUCUCUAUGGGAAACUUCUUUUUUUCUAGCUGAGAUCAAGCCAGAGGGAAACAAAUAAGCAUAUUGUAUAAUGCACUGUAUGGAGAAAUUAUAGGAUCAGAUGGCAUCCAACAUACCACUUUAAAAUGUAAUGAAAUUAUUUA